AUGUUGCAUCUAAUCAAGGAAACCGCCAUUCUUCUUCAUACUUCAAAUAUGUCGUAUAUAUUGGGAACUCUGAUCAUAGCAGGGUUUUUGUCCGUUUAUAUCAUAGUCAUUCUUUUGUCACAUUCACCAAGAAAAGCGUAUCCUGAGGAAUUAAAAUAUACAACAUGUGAUGAAAAUGGAAAUCAUAUAACAGGUGAUCUACCUAUAUCUCCUGAAGAUGAUAUUAUACUUUCGGUGGUUGUCCCCAGUUAUAAUGAAACCGGAAGGAUUCUGGCUAUGUUAACAGACGCAAUUGAGUUUCUGCAGAAGACUUUACCUGACCAAUGGGAAAUACUAAUUGUUGAUGAUGGUUCUUCUGAUGGAACUUCAGAUUAUUGUUUGAAAUUAUCUAAUGAAACAUUCCACUUAAAGGCAGAUCAAUUACGUGUCCUUAAAUUUACUGAAAAUAGAGGUAAAGGUGGUGCAGUGAGACAGGGUCUAUUGCAUAUUCGUGGUAAAUAUGGUCUCUUCGCUGAUGCAGAUGGUGCUAGUAAAUUUAAUGAUGCACAAUUAUUACUAGACAAUAUAAAAGAAUUGGAGAAGACUACCAGCAGGGAUGAAAUGUGCGCAGCUAUGGCCAUUGGUUCUAGAGCACAUAUGGUUAACACAGAGGCUGUCAUUAAGAGAUCAUUUGUUAGAAAUUGUCUAAUGUAUGGUUUCCAUACUCUAGUUUGGGUAUUUGGUAUUCAUUCUAUCAAUGAUACUCAAUGUGGUUUCAAAAUGUUUAAUAAACAAGCCAUUGAUGAAAUUUUCCCAUUUUUACACACUGAAGGUUGGAUUUUUGAUAUUGAAAUAUUGUUAUUGGGUAUAAUUAAAAAUAUUAAAUUUAAGGAAAUUCCUGUCUCAUGGCACGAGGUAGGUGGUUCAAAGAUGGACUUGGCUAUUGAUAGUUUAAAAAUGGCAAAGGAUCUAGUUAUAAUUAGAAUGGCUUAUAUUUUAGGUAUUUAUAACCCAAACAAAGAAUGUUAA
Maudiozyma saulgeensis is the source of this 1008-nucleotide messenger RNA. The record is from the annotation of a GenBank genome assembly. NCBI's taxonomy places the organism in Eukaryota, Fungi, Ascomycota, Saccharomycetes, Saccharomycetales, Saccharomycetaceae.